UCGCAUAUUACUGACUUCAUAGAAUUCAUAUAUAUCGUUUAUUGCAUAUUGUAUAUUAUUGUAGCACGAUGCGUUUGUGAAGUUUUGUAAACUAUUACAAGUAGUAUAGCAUAGUAUAAAGUCGUAAAUCGUGUAAGGUGCAAUGUAUAGCCUGUUGAACGAAACGACGCAGUAAACGUAAACUCGAGUUUCACUAGUCGACAACCAAUAGUUGCAACCACACAAUCAAAUUUAUUUACGUUUACUGCCUUGUCUGGUUGAACAGACUAUGUACACUUUCAGUUUUAUUUCAUUGCGAAUCUAGUCUAUAUGUAUAUAUAACUUAUGAUUGUACGUUCGCGCGUAAAUCGUAUGACUUUAGUUAUAAUUUACUCUUGUCACAUACCGAUACUUAUGAACGCAAAAUUUUCAAAAUUUAGCAUUCUGUAAAAAUAAUCAAUUAAACAUCGAUAUGUGGUCAUCAGAUUUGGAUAGCAGUAUAAAUCCUCGAGGUGGAUUUUUGGAAAGUUUCAACAAAACAGACGGAACAAAAGAGCGUAAAAAACAAACUAUUGUUCCUGCUAUGAUAGGAAAUUUACUUUCUUUUUCUUCCACUGACGAACCAAAAUUAUGGGAGAUCCCGGUUCGUAUGUUUAUGGUUGUUGGAUUAAUACGUAAUGUUGAAGAGACAACAACAAAAAUAUCAUAUGAUAUUGAAGAUGAAACAGGUACUAUCACUGCGCUCAAAUGGUUAGAAAUGGAUAAAAAGUCAUCAGAUACAACAAUGCAAAUAAAUACAUAUGUUCGCGUAGUUGGUUUUCUUAGAGAACAAACUGAUAAGCGACAUAUUUUAAUUUUACGCAUGUGGCCACUACAAACCUUGAAUGAAUUAACAAAUCAUAUUCUUGAAGUUACUUAUGUUACACUGAAAGCUAGAAUGAUGGCAAAAGAUGUUACAACAUUAGAGAAAGAGCAAAACAAUAAAAAUGAUCUAAAUGGAGAAGCUGCUUAUUAUGGAAUGUCAGAAGCACAAACUUUAGUUUAUAAAAUUAUUCAUGCACAAAAUGAUACUGAAUCUGGUAUUGAAAGAGAUAAAAUUAAAGAAAAAGUACCAAACUCACUUUCGGGGUUUGACAACCUCAAAUAGUAGAAUGUGAUCACUUCCAACGGUUGUAACGCAUAAGUGUAUUUUAUUUAAUUCGUAUGAUAUUAAUUUAAAAACAGAAGAGCAAAAUGAGAUACGCGCAAC
This is a messenger RNA of Bombus pyrosoma, 1228 nucleotides long. RefSeq names its product replication protein A 32 kDa subunit-like. Gene Ontology annotation, biological process: double-strand break repair via homologous recombination; DNA replication; nucleotide-excision repair. Gene Ontology annotation, cellular component: chromosome, telomeric region; DNA replication factor A complex; site of double-strand break. The transcript is spliced from 3 exons. NCBI's taxonomy places the organism in Eukaryota, Metazoa, Arthropoda, Insecta, Hymenoptera, Apidae. The coding region runs from base 452 to 1126 and encodes 224 amino acids. The record is from RefSeq and is a predicted model, not a curated record.